AUGGUGAAAUCUAUUUGGAAUGGGAAGUCAAUCAACUUCAAUGUGAUUGCUCCAAGAUUGAACGCUCCAACUCAAACUGAAGCUGUUGCAAGAGAAACAGAGAUGGCCCAAAACAAGAUUCUCUAUUCUGCAAAGCUCAACGAGAACAUGCGAAGAUCAGCUUACUUCAAGACAAACAAGAGAACCGUCAAAUCAAACAUCAUGCUGAAUCAAGACAAAGAGUAUGCUGCUAUUGCUAGCACUGAUACUGCUGCUCAAAACAAAUUCAAGGAUGAUAUCUUUGAAGCCGUUCUUGCAACAGGAUUUCUAUGUGACUGCGAUCAAACGAGAACAGCUCCUCUGAUGCUGGAUCUUCAGACAAACUAUUGCAGAGAAUUGGAUUAUCCAAAGACGGUCAGCAAAGCACAAGAUAUGUUGAAGAUUCACAUGGAUGUGAUUAAAAAUCCUAGAGUGAACCUCUACCAAGGAAAAGACCAACCUAAUAAAGGUAAAGGUAAAGGAAAAGGAAAAGGAAAGGGGAAACUGAAGGAUGGAAAGAAGGCAGCAUGUUAUGUGUGUGGCAAGCUACAAUGUCUGGGCUGA
Molecule: messenger RNA, 582 nt
Organism: Cylindrotheca closterium
Lineage: Eukaryota; Bacillariophyta; Bacillariophyceae; Bacillariales; Bacillariaceae
Source: the annotation of a GenBank genome assembly